AUGGCUGAUAUUUCCGAGACACUCCUGGCAGAGGAUGCGGGCGCCGCGAAUCAAGCCCGCGGCGCUUGUUGCCACCAGCGAUGCCUCGUGCCGGAAGAUUCUCCGUUCGACUGCCUCGCCAUCACGGCACCCAACCCGAGAGCUGCCAAGGCGUACCUCGACGAGCUCGUGCACAGGGUGGGCGUGAACGGGACAGAAGGAACGAAGGAGGUGCUGAUUCUGGCCGUGUCUGAUCCCGAAGGAGUGAGGAUCGGCUCUGGAGGCGGUACUCUGAACGCUGUGCUGGAGAUCCACCAAGCUCUCCGGGCGGCGCAGCUGUCCAACGAUAACCAAGACCCCCAGGGCUUGGCCGCCGCGCGCGUCCUCCUCGUGCACAGCGGUGGCGACAGCCAGAGGUCCCCAACGCAAUGCGUCUGUGGCAAGGCGUGGUCCGCCCUCAACAGCUGCGGAGACAGCGGCAGCGGCAGGUGCAACACCCCGAUGGACCUGCUGCUCGAGCACCUGAGCCGCCUGUUCUCCGGAGGUUCGUCCGGGAGUUUGGAACCCGGAACGCUGGUCGUUACUGCGUGUGACGUCAUGCUGCUGGUUCCUCCCGAGGUGGCGGCCACCGCCGACUGGUCGUUCGACCAACAGAGCGGCGCCGCCGGGGGCGUGGCCGGUUUGGCGAUCGCUGCGGAUGCGGCGAAAUACGCCUCCAACCACGGCGUGUACUGCCUGGACGGGGGCGGCGGCGGUGGGGGGCAGGAGAGCCACGGCAUCACGGGGGUCAGGAAGUACCUCCAGAAACCCUCCCGGGAGGAGGCAGAGGCGUCCGGAGCCUUCCUCAACCCCGGCGGCAUGGCGGCGCCAAAGAACGAGUCUGGAAAUCCCAACCACGAUCCUAGUGCCAACCCGGAGGUCGCCAUCGACUCGGGCGUCGUGGUGUUCUCGGGAGCGGCCACGCGGGCUCUGACGAGCCUUGCGCACUCGGAGACGUUCAAGGGGUGCACCUCGCGUGGUGUGGCCGGGGGGGCUUCCGCGCUGAGGUUGGAGCUGUAUUCGGACCUGCUGCUGGCGCUCAGGACGGGAGGGGGUACCGGAGAGAGCGCCGAAGGGACGCUUGACGCCUAUCUCGAAGCGUGCGGCCACGUCCUCCCUCCCGACCACGACGUCUCCAAGGCUAGGCGGGAGAUCUGGGACGCCCUGAGCGGGUUCCCUCUGGGCGCCCUGCUUCUCCAAGGUGCAACGUUCGUGCACCUGGGCACUACCCCAGAGCUGAUGGAGAUGUUGACGCUCCGACUGCCGGAGUUCAUCGAGCCAUACGGUUUGACUGCCAGGGCGUCCAGCGUGGUGGGCGCUGCCUGCUCGGUGGAGAACGACCCCCCAGCGGUGGUGGUGAACAGCAGCCUACACGGGGCCGGCGUGGUCGCAGGCGGGGCAGUGGUUGAGCACUGCUAUUUCGACAGAGACGGCUGGGAGGUUGGUGCAGGAAGCCUCAUCAGCGGAAUCCGUUCUCUCGAGGAAGAUUGCCAUCUGCGUCUUCGAGGCGGCAUGUGUCUCCAGCAGACCGACCUCGACCGCGCCUCCCCUGAGGAGACGGCGUCGAGGUUCGUGGUCAGCCUGUUCGGCGCGAGGGACGACAUCAAGGCGCACUACUCGGCCGACAGGGCGAGGGUUUGCGGCGCAACCUGGGAGGCGUUCUUCGGUUACACCGGCGCGACCGCGGAGGAUGUGUGGGGUGGGAUCGAGGAGGGCGACCGCAAGCUGUGGUCGGCGCGCCUGUUUCCCGUCCUAACCCGCAGCCAAGGCCAAGCCGCGGGUACCUCGUCCACAAGCAUCAACACGGUCAUGUGGAUGCAGGACGUCCAGGAACACGCCGCUGCCGCGGCCGUCACCACCGCAUGCUCUUCUUCAUCGCCCCCCGGCGGCGACGUUUCUUCACCCCCGAUCUCCGGAGAUCGAGGUGGCGGGAUCGCCGCGACCAAGCCGGUGGCGGUGAAGAACUGGCUGGCGGCCGAGCGGCUUUCCUUCAAGGAGAUACUCGCGAAGGCGGACCCUGGAGCGGAGUUCCGAUGGAGGAGGGAUCUCGAGGAGGGCAUAGCAGCAAAGGUUCCCGCUGCUGGUACACAGGCGGUGGCGCCGGUGGGGAGCGGGAGGUAGGCGCGUGGGUGGGGAUUGUUUUUUGUUGCCUCCUUUCUCUUUCUCCGCGUACGUUUUUCUCUGUUGGCACGUCCUCCCCUUUCUUUCUGUCCACCUUUUUUUAGAGCCCUCUUCGGAAAGUGGAAGACGAGAGGGGGGACUUGACCCGACCGCGAAAUAACCUCUUUCGGGCACGAAGUGACGGCGUAGGGGGGGGUUGGCCAGUUAUGACUUUUCUGAGAUUGUUCGGAAACUUUGAUUUGCGACAUAGCGGAAAGUUAUCGGGGUUUCGGCAACUUCCCGUGUUCGCACGCCGUCCCCGCAUGCUUGCGUCAUAUCCGGAGUCUUGACUGUUCUGUUAAUGCGUCUGUGGAGCAGUCGCAUGCAAGCUCUGGCUGCUCUUGUUGGGUCUGUGUUGGCAGUCCCUACCCCCAAGGAGUGUGUGGUACCUCUACUCUAGCUGUUGUUUUAUCGCGUCAGGUUGAUAUUUUGUUUUGCGCCAGGCUUGAGGCUUCUUCUGUUUCUUCCGCCCGUGGUCGUGCGCCUUGCCUGAACCUUGGCCGCGUAAGCAUUAGUCCCUUCUUUUGUUUUGCAAUGCACACCGAGAAAAACCCGCGUGAUCCUGGACUUGGUUUGAGUCUAUUUUAUGCGGAAAUGGUUGUGUGUUGCUUGGUUGCUCAGACGUAUCUACACGUUGUUUCUCCGCCGGUGCCUUGUCCUUGUCGGAGCAACACCUGUGUUCGGUUGCCUAUGUAACGUUUUGGUCCUCCCUGUCCAUGAUUCAUGGUGUUGGCGUCUCUAGCGAACCUGCGGUAUUGUUCUUGUUGAUGGUGUGGGUGUCAUUCUCCCCGCAGCUUGUUCGCCUGCGGUUCUCGCGAUUCUUGCAUCGGUUGCUUGCGUUUCGCUGUGUUUUCUCGAGGUGGGCAUCAAGUGAACGAACGCUACUCAUAUCUGUUUAUUUGUUAAUUGUACGCUAUUUGCGAGUGAAGAUACUGCGUAGGCAGUCAGGCAAGGAGUGCGAGCUGUUACGAAUCUAAUCGAAGCUUCGUGUGGGCCUGCCGUUUUGCGCAAGGUUUAAGUUGAGAGGUUUGUCUGGACGACGUUUUCUUCCUACUGCCAUUGGCUACGCACACUGAGAUGGACGUGUUGAAUGGACAAUGAUUAUGUUGAGGCUUUUGUGUAGUAUUCCCCUGUCCUGGCGGGGCCCUCUUCUGGUCCUCUCAUGUCGUCGGUGCCGUUUGAAGCCCUAAGCCUUCCUUUGAUGUCCCACUGGCUGCUUUGAAUGAAGACGAUGUGGUGGGUGGUAGCAACGGCGACGACGAGGCCUGGCUUCCCACCCGCUGUUCCGUGACAGACGCCUGUGAUACGAAAUGCGAUUCACAGCCGAUAUACUUUUGGAGGGUGGGUUUCACUUUUCUUUUGGUUUUGAUACGGCACGGCCGCAGAAUUGCUAUGGUGCACAAUCGUCGCGGCGAGAUAUUGUUCAUAGGGGUUGGUCACGUCCCUGAAGUUUUAGGUACAAGUCGUGGGACCUGCGUCGUUAAACAAAACUUGCGUCUUGUCGGCUUCAAGCUCAGGCUUCGAGCUCGCAGAUUGCAGAAUAGUGUGAGACAAGCUCGUAUUUUUCGGCCGGAUGACGUUUCUCCUAGCAGGUUAGGCUGACGGGGUUAGUCGCCGACUUUGUGGACCUCGUAAUCGGGCUGAUCUGCAUGUCGUGGAUGCUACAGUGUGCUCAGGGUGUUUGUGUGACCAAAUGUGUGAUGCGUCUACGUGGGGUGGGGAGAAUUUGGAUGCAGAUCGGUCGUUAGAACCGAUGGCUACGAUGCUACCCGACGUCCCCACUCCGUUGAUUUAUCCACCAGGGCCAGGCUAGCUUGAACAACAUUUGGGAUCCUUUUGUGGUUCGCUGAAAGGAGCUCGCUUAAGGUUGCCCCGAAUCGUUGGCAGUCGGACUUUGUCGUGGCUGCCUUUACAGCUGUCCUGCCGCUGCUCAGACCAGUUUUGACAACUCAGUUGCCGGUUGUAGUAUUUGCUAGCGUUUCUGACUAGAGUUGGAGGUUGGCUACGUCUGCUUAACCGGGACACACGGUCCAAUUUGCAGCGGGUUCGUUUGAUACCGAACCCCUAACCUUAGGGUUGAACGAAUGGAUCAUUUCACAGAGAACACCCAUUGAUUGU
Molecule: messenger RNA, 4296 nt
Organism: Ectocarpus siliculosus
Lineage: Eukaryota; Phaeophyceae; Ectocarpales; Ectocarpaceae
Source: the annotation of a GenBank genome assembly